AAUGGCGCUCUCCUCCGCGUUUCGAGAAAGGCUCGAACACAUGGAACACACCAGAAACCAACGCAUUUCACUUCUCCAGCUAGAGAAAGAAGUGCAAGCGAACAAGUCUCAAGUUUUAGUGUCGAAGCACGCGAGUAUACGGUCAAUGGAGCAAAGAUGCCUUUUACUUGAUCAAAAAAUUGCGUCACAGAAUUUCAAAAUAUCGUCUCUCAAGUCCGAGAUUGAGAUUUUGGAUCCGAAGUACCAAGAAAGUGUAGAAAGAUUGAGGGUUUUGAAGAGUGAGGUGGAAGAGCUGGAGAUGAUGGAGAAAGAGAAGGAGAGGUAUUAUGAGUUAAAAGGAAUUGAAAUGAAGGAGUUUCGGCAAAAUGUGGAGAACUUUGUGGAAGGAUAUAGGUUACAAAUUGAAGGAUUGAGAAAUAACAUAAAUAAGGUAAAAUUAUUGCAUCUCAUUUCUCCAUACUUGAGAAAUCAAUCAUGCUCUUAUGAUUUUAUGAAUGUUGUAUGA
Messenger RNA from Pistacia vera, 505 nucleotides. RefSeq lists its product as uncharacterized. The transcript is spliced from 3 exons. The record is from RefSeq and is a predicted model, not a curated record. Bases 2 to 505 code for a protein of 167 amino acids. NCBI's taxonomy places the organism in Eukaryota, Viridiplantae, Streptophyta, Magnoliopsida, Sapindales, Anacardiaceae.